AUGCUACCCAGAAACUCAUUACCCGCUUUGAGUCGGCUCCCUUCAGUAGGAAGGCUACUGAGUGCGAAAAUCAUCAAAUUCGUAUUAACAAUAGUGGUGAUAUUCAACAUCAUCUUCAUAACCACCCAGCUAUUCGAUGGCAGCAAGUCCUCACGAAAGAAGAAGCCAUUUGUGUCAAAGAUAACUCUACCGAAGUUUUCAUCGAGUAACAAGAACUCCAAUGCAAAUACAUUGAAACCGGCGCCUAAUCAUAAACAAGGUUUUCAUCAAGGGUUGGGAGGCGCUUCCUUAGACGAUAUACCCAAGAUUAUAGAGGUGAAAAAUGCAGACAUAAGUUUCCAAAAUAAAUUGCAGCCGGAGUCCAAGCAACUAUAUCUGGUAUCCGAUAAACCAUACAAUGAGUUGGAUGAUGAUGAAAAGAUUUUGUACAAAUUAAACCAAGUGACCAAAAACAAGGACAAAUACUGGUUGGGUCAUACUGAACUAACUGACUACGAAAUCAAAAUCAAUGUCAAGGAUUUUUUGCCUGAAAAUUGGAUCGAUAAGCCAGUUUUAUUUUACGAUCCAAGAUUCACGUUGUCGUUAUAUCUUUCAGAAAUACGUAAUCAAUACUUGACGCAAAACUCAGAAGGCUUACCUGAAAACAACAAUGGAAAGAUUGUCUUACCAUUUGCCUGGUCAGAUUGGGUCGAUUUGACAAUGUUGAACCAAGAAUUGGUCAAACCAGAAAACAAGAGGAAAACUUGUGAGUACAUGAAGGCUACUCAUCAUAUACCUACUAAAAUCCGUGAUUACUGCAUCAACAAUGUUGAUAUUAGUGGGAAGGAGUUGGAUGAGAUGAAACUUCCUCUGACUGAUUAUGUCCCUGGUUUUGCCGUUAAGAAAUCGCCGACUAAUAAAGCAUCGAAUGAGGUACGGAUGUUGGAAGGCAAGUCGCAUCUCCUCACUUAUGCAGCUAACCCUUUAGCUAUUGUGUUUUUGUCUCGGGAUGGAGUUUAUGAAACGAAAAUAGAUCAAAAGCAACGUAUUGUUGAGGGCAAGUUGUUUGAAAAUUAUCUCAAUCGAAACAAUAUCACUCGUGAUCAGGAUGAACCAAUUAUAUUGAACCCAGUAAAGGAGUUUUACCUACUACGUAAACAAAUAAAACCAAUAGUGCUAGAUGUGGUAGAGGAUGAGUAUGGCUUAUUUGCUAAAUCAAAAGACACUUUUUCUCCAUCAACUUCAAGAGAGAUUUCUCUUCCUCAACUGGCAUUUGAUUAUCAACAAGAUGAGAUUGAUGCUCAAAUCAAACAUUAUGAGAAUAGAUUGCAAAUGUUGCAUGAUUUAACCACAAAUGAGCUCAAAUUCAACCAACAAGCGAUUGAUCAAGUUCGAUUAGACAGGAGUGACAAAUUAUACUAUGAUGGAUUGAAAUUUGCCAAUAAGUAUGCGUUGAAAAAGGAACCGACUCAUUUCCGUAUGGCAAGAUUGAAUUUUGGUAAUGAAGAGAAUGAUCAUGAUGCAGGAUGGCAUUACGAAUGGAGGUUUUUCAAUGGAGCUUUACGGUAUUUGAAAAGUGGAUGGACAGAAGAAGAGUUGUUGAUUAGAGAAAAAGUAUUGUUGGAUAGAAUUUUGAGAAACUGGUUUAAAUUUGCUAGUGUCAAGGGUCUUGUGUCUUGGAUUGCUCAUGGUCCGCUCUUGUCGUGGUAUUGGGAUGGAUUAUUGUUUCCAUUUGAUGAAGAUAUUGAUAUACAAAUGCCAGCUAAAGAAUUGGCUCGAUUUUGUAAAUCGUAUAAUCAGACAUUGGUGGUUGAGGAUAUUAGUGAAGGGUUUGGCAAAUAUUUUAUUGAAUGUUCGUCAUUUAUCCAUCAUCGUGGUAAGUCGUACAAGGAGAAUCAUAUUGAUGCACGGUUUAUUGAUAUCGAUACUGGAUCGUAUAUUGAUAUUACUGGGUUGGGAGUUAGUGAUGAACCAGUGCCAGAAAGGUAUACUGAAUUGAUUGAACAGAAUGAGUUGGAAGGUAAAGCUAAGCAAGUUUACAAUUGCCGGUUCCCACAUUUCUAUUCUCAUGAUGAAAUAUCACCAUUGAGGUACACGAUGUUGGGGGGAGUGCCGGUGUAUGUGCCUAAUCAAAUAGAAACUAUCCUUCAACAGGAAUACGCCAAGGGGUUGAGUAGUUACAACUAUGAUGGAUUCUUUUUCGUUGAUGCUCUAAAUCUUUGGAUCCAUUAUAGUAAAUUGGAGUUUUUGUUUCCAAAGAAGGAGAUAUACAAGAACAGCAAUAGCAAGAACAACAACAACAACAACAACAACAAGAAGAAGCAGAAGCAAAAGCAGAAACAGAAACAGAAACAGAAACAGAACCAACUCCAACACCUCAACGUGCCUCGAUUCACUGAAUUGGUGCAAAACAUUACACAAGCACAAGUGGUUGAAUUAUUGGAGAAACAUGAAGAUAUCUUGUUGGAGUACUAUCUUACUAAGAAUGCCACUGAUUUACAUAAAUUGGAAUUGACUCACAUGUUUAAUUUAACGAAUGGUAAAGAAACUAAGAUGGCUGAUGUGAAGGGGAUGAAACCAUCAGAAGAAAUUUCUCAAGAUGAAGAAUAUCAUAAAUUGACUUCACGGUUCAAAUUUCAAGUACCAUUUAGACGGUCAUUAUUCAAUUAUGAAAUGAUUGAUCGACCUAGACAUCAUCAUGAUUAG
This is a messenger RNA of Lodderomyces theae, 2685 nucleotides long. RefSeq lists its product as uncharacterized. The coding region runs from base 1 to 2685 and encodes 894 amino acids. The transcript has a single exon. NCBI's taxonomy places the organism in Eukaryota, Fungi, Ascomycota, Pichiomycetes, Serinales, Debaryomycetaceae. The record is from RefSeq and is a predicted model, not a curated record.